Nerophis lumbriciformis (worm pipefish) is the source of this 2674-nucleotide messenger RNA. RefSeq names its product dynein axonemal assembly factor 5-like. Gene Ontology annotation, biological process: cilium movement; inner dynein arm assembly; outer dynein arm assembly. The record is from RefSeq and is a predicted model, not a curated record. Gene Ontology annotation, cellular component: cytoplasm. NCBI's taxonomy places the organism in Eukaryota, Metazoa, Chordata, Actinopteri, Syngnathiformes, Syngnathidae. Gene Ontology annotation, molecular function: dynein intermediate chain binding.
UUGUCGCGAAGCAACCGGUUGCCAACGCGACUGCACCAAAAAUGGCGGCCACGGCGUCGAGAGAGGAGCAUGUUUCCUCUGAAGUUUUGCGAGGACUCGCCCGACACUUGAACUGCCUCAGCGAAGACAGCAAGUCAACAAGGAAGAGAGCCUUGGAGUCCAUUAAAAGAGAGACUGUGGACAAAAAGCUCUCCGGUGUCGUCCUCCAAGAUCUCUUCUCCGCCUUGCUCAAGCCUCUACUCAAAUGUCUCUCAGACCCCAUGGAACGAUGCAGGGAAAUCGCGAUUCUAUUGAUAACGGACUUUAUUUGCUAUGUCCCCGAACCCCAGGUGUCGCUGCCUUAUCUAAUGCCGUGUAUGGCACAGCGGUUCGGGGAGAAGGAGAUCCUGGAGCCGGCGGAAGAGCUCCGGUUGUCGGCUGUGAAGAUGUUGACUUUGACGGUGGAGGUGUGCGGGAAGCAGCUGGCACCGUAUUUGAAUGAAAUGAUCAACAUACUGCAGAGGACCAUCGUUGAUCCUUUCCCAGAUGUCAAAAGAGAGAGCUGCAAAUGCACUGUCAACUUUGCGAAGUGUGUGCCAGAACACUUCCACAUGCAAGCUGAGAGUCUGGUCAAACCGCUCAUGCAGGCAAUUGCUCAUCAACACUCCAAGGUACGGGUGUCGGUCAUCGAAGCCACUGGGGCGGUCAUUCGGCACGGCACUGGCAAAAACGUGAAUGACGUUCUAUCUCACCUGGCGCAGAGACUGUUUGACGACUCGCCACAGGUGAGAAAAGCUGUGACUCUUAUCGUCGGUGACUGGCUGCUCAACUUGAUGGACAGAUACUCCUAUUUCCACAAGUUGAUUCCACUCUUGCUGAGUAAUACUACUGAUGAGAUUCCUGAAAUAAGUCUUCUGGCAGCUGAUUUAUGGCAGCAGGUUGGAGCCCAGUGGGAGAAAGAGAAUGAGGAUGACCUCAAGGACAAGAUGGACUUUCUCCUCACUCCCCCUCUCUUUUACCCAUCAGGAGUGGAGCGUCCAAAUUUGGGUUGUAGAGAGUUGGUGCUAAGGAACCUGAUGCGACUUGUGCCUGCUUUGAGCCACGACCUGACCGACUGGCUAGUUCCCACUCGAAUCAAGACCUCCCAGCUGCUUUCAGUUCUGCUGCUCCAUGCUGAGGACCACAGCACCCAGCACCUCCAGCCUCUCCUGGCCAUCCUCUACCGGGCUUGUACCGACCCUGAGAGGGAUGUGGUCACCAAUUGCCUAGCUGCUGCAAAAUUGUUGGGCACCUUUGUCCCACCUGAGGCUUUCCUCAAGCUCGUCCUGGAUCAUGUGAGCGCCCCAUCCUCCCCAUCCUACCCUUGGUCUGCCCUCAUGGUGCUGUGUGCAAUGCUGGGAGGAUGCCCCAAACCUCUUCUAAAACCACAUAUUCAACACAUUGCCAACACGCUGGUCCAGCCUGACGUCUGCCAGGGAUAUCAACAGGUUGUGUACUUGGAGCAGUUGCUGUGCUGCGUGAAUGUGCUGCUGCGUCAGUGUGAUUCAGACUGCGGCUCGGUCAGCCUGCAGCUGCUACAGGUGCUGGUCACCGUCCAGAGCCUCGCCACCGGGCCUCACAUCAGCGAGAAGGCCCUAGAGAGUGUACAGACCUUAUACAAGGUCCAGGGCCUUGCCUCUGAGAUGGAGCUCUACAGGCAACACAUGGGCCAACUGCUGGACUGGCUGUCUGUCUCCGUGAACACCUGGUCCAGUUAUACCCCACACAGGCUGCAAAUGCACAUCAUAGUGGUGCAAUCAGGUCCAGUUAUUGGAGAGUUUGUGAGCCAGUUGAUGCCUUUGCUGCACUCCUGCCUCCAACCAGAGCGAGACCAAGAGAUGAGGAUGAGCAUUUUUACCAUGCUAGCUAAGUUGCUGCUGGACAGAGGCAACACGUUGGAUUCCAAAGGUCUGUUCAGGGACGAGUCUCAAAAGUUCCUGGUUGACAUCCUGCUUCCUAACCUGGUGUGGCGCGCUGGCCGCUGUGCCACGGCCCAACGGACCGCAGCCCUAAGCUGUCUGCUGGCGCUCCUACACGGAGGCUCCAUCCUACCACAACAGCUGCUGUCAGUGGAGCACAAGCUGUGUCCACAGGUGCUAUCCGCCCUGGAUGAGGACUCUCAGAUGGCCAGACUUUUGGCCUGCCGCUCUCUGUCGUGUAUGCUGAGACUGGUGGGAUCUAGUCUGCACCAGGAUGUCCUGAACAAGAUCUACCCUGAGGUACUGAAGCGUCUGGACGACAGCAGUGAGGACGUGCGCCGUGAAGCUCUCAAGGCUCUUUCUCUAUGGUUGUCCAAUCUGGACAAAAGCUACAGCGCUGAUUUCUGCACUUCACAUCUGCAGUUCCUCUUCCAGCAGCUCCUCGUGCACCUGGAUGACCCCGACAGCUCGGUGCAGGACCAAGUGCUUGAGGUUUUGAAGGAAGGCAGCUCGAUCCUUCCAGUGCUCCUAAAGAAGGAAGUGGAGGCCGUGAGGGACAAACAUCGCAGUCCGCAAUAUUGUGACCAACUCCUGGAGCACAUUUGCUCAGUGAGCACACACAAUACUGACAACUCUCAGUGACGGUUUGUUUUUUCUCGUCAUUGCACACUUGUAUACACAGCUACAGCUUAUUAUUACUUUUGGCACAAAGAUCCCAUUAAAUCGUGUCAAAACAG